AUGACGUUGGCAAUGAUGAAGAUCAUAAGACCCACUGACUGUACGGGCAAAAACCAGUUCAAAUGCUCCAACGGCCAGUGUAUCCCACAUAGUAAAGCAUGUAAUGGCCGAGUAGAUUGUUACGACUCACCCGAUGAUGAAGACGAUUCUUUAUGCUUAACCCCUGACUGUCCGGACAAAAACCAGUUCAAAUGCUUCAAUGGCCAGUGUAUCCCGACUUCAAAUACAUGUGACGGCAAACCAGAUUGUAACGACGCAAGCGAUGAAAACUGUUGUGGGAUAGCUGAUGGUGUCACUGGUGGUGUAGCUGAUGGUGUCAGUAGUGGGGUAGCUGAUAGUGUCACUGAUGGGGUAGCUGAUGGUGUCACUAGUGGGGUAGCUGAUAGUGUCACUGGUGGGGUAGCUGAUGGUGUCACUAGUGGGGUAGCUGAUGGUGUCACUGGUGGGGUAGCUGAUGGUGUCACUGGUUGA
Physella acuta is the source of this 471-nucleotide messenger RNA. Its product is annotated as circumsporozoite protein-like. NCBI's taxonomy places the organism in Eukaryota, Metazoa, Mollusca, Gastropoda, Physidae. Gene Ontology annotation, cellular component: plasma membrane. Gene Ontology annotation, molecular function: protein binding. The record is from RefSeq and is a predicted model, not a curated record.